CAAUAAUUGCUACACUAUCCUCAGAAUUUGUGGUCAUACCAACAUGAACACCUUCAAGGGGAAGAAGCUGUUCUUCAUAUCCACCUACGGAUUCUUGAUGAUGUUCUUGCCUCUACAAGUUUCUUAUUCAAGUGACACAAUAUUAACAAAUCAGUCUCUUUCAGGAUUUGAGACCAUUGUCUCGAGGAAUGGGGUCUUCGAACUCGGUCUCUUCUCACCAGGUAUUUCUAGUUUGUUCUACUUAGGCAUAUGGUACAAGCAAAUUGUUCCAAAGACUAUAGUUUGGGUGGCAAAUCAAGAAUCUCCUGUCCCAAAGAUAGCUUUUGUCAACUUAAGUUUAUCACUUGGAAGCUUAGUUCUGUAUGAUAAUUAUACUGAGCUUCCAAUUUGGUGGAGCGCCAGUAUUGAUUCUAACAGCAGCGCAGAUGUUCAAGCUGUUCUGCUUGAUAGUGGUAAUCUUAUCCUUAGAGAUGGACCUACUUCAUCUGCCGCCGUGUUGUGGCAGAGUUUUGAUUAUCCCUCGGAUACUUGGCUUCCUGGUGCUAAAAUCCGGUGGAACACUACUAGCAAAUUUAUCACUAGUUGGAACACCUUGGAAGAUCCAUCACCGGGACGCUACUCUCUCCAGGUUGACCCUAUUACAAGGAAGUCUCUCAUCAUACUUUUAAAUGAAACUAAAUCAUAUUGGUCUAGUGGUGCAUGGGAUGAUCGACGUAGAAUCUUCAAGAAAGUUACAGCCCGUAACUUGAGCUUUGAAUUCAACCUGAAUGAGUCAUACGUCACCUAUUCAGUACGUUACCAAAAUCCAUUUCGUUUGGUUAUGGAUGUUUCUGGACAGUUAACGGCCUAUAACUGGCUUGAGAAGCACCAGAUGUGGGAUGCGUCAUGGUCGGCUCCAGAUCAUAAAUGUGAGGUUUAUGGUUACUGUGGUUCGUUCGGAAUCUGUUAUGAGAAUUCGUCUUGCAAAUGUGCUCCUACUUUUAGACCAGCAUAUAUUGAGGGCAUAUACAUAUACUCAAAUGACUCAUCUGCUGGUUGCGUGAGUGAAAUAAAUUUAGCCACGAAUCAAUGUGGCAAGGAAACCGACAAGUUUCUUCCUCUUUAUAACAUCAAAGCAGCCACUGAUCCGGAUCCGAAUCCGGAUCCGCUAGAAGAUACUCCUCUGACUACGACAUGUGAAUCAACUUGCCUAGGUUACUGUUUCUGCAAGGCCUAUGCAUACGAUGGAAACCGGUGCUUGAUUUGGACAAGUAAUGACAUCUUCAACCUGCAACAACUUGAUGCAAAUAACAGCGAGGGUAGGACGUUUUAUGUCAGGCUUGUUUACUCAGACUACAUCUCAAAGGACAUCUCAAGCGACAUCUCAAACAAAGGAAGAAGAAACCACCGUAAAGUCAGAACCCUUAUGCUAGCCGUUUUACUACCAUUAUUAGUAGUAGCUGCACUAUCCAUUAGUUUGUAUUGUUACUGCUUUUCAUCUCCACCAAGAAGCAAAAGAGCGCAAAAAGAUUAUUUUUCAGACAAAGAACAGAGUAAAAAGAUACUUGAAGGAGGUAUAAUAGAUGCAGAAGUUGAUGAUCAAGAACAGAUGUUAUACCUUAAUUUACUUGAUAUAAUGGCUGCAACAAAUGCUUUCUCAGAGGAAAACAAGUUAGGGGAAGGUGGUUUUGGUCCGGUCUACAAGGAAAAUCUACCAAACGGCACUCAUGUGGCGAUCAAAAGGUUGUCAAAAAAGUCAAGUCAGGGUCUGAUAGAGUUCAAGAAUGAAGUGGUUUUGAUCAUAAAACUUCAGCACAAGAACCUUGUGAAGCUUUUAGGAUAUUGCGUGGAAGGAGACGAGAAGCUCCUUAUCUACGAGUACAUGUCUAAUAAGAGCCUUGAUGCUUUACUCUUUGACACUCUUAAAAGCAAGGAACUGGAUUGGGAGAAGCGUAUGAAAAUAAUAACUGGGACGACAAAAGGACUUCAGUAUCUGCAUGAAGAUUCACGUCUCAAGAUCAUCCAUAGAGAUCUUAAGGCAAGCAACAUUCUUCUCGACGAUGAGAUGAAUCCUAAGAUCUCCGGUUUUGGAGCCGCAAGGAUCUUUGGUUGCAAACAGAUCGAUGACAGCACCCAAAGAAUUGUCGGAACAUUCGGCUACAUGUCACCGGAAUAUGCCUUAGGCGGAAUGAUUUCAGAGAAAUCGGAUAUUUAUAGCUUUGGAGUAUUGCUUUUAGAGAUCGUAUCAGGCAAAAAGGCAACGAGGUUUGUUCACGACAGAACACACAGCAUUAUCGCUUAUGCAUGGGGAUCUUGGUGUGAGACAAAAGGUGUAAGCAUCAUAGAUGAAUCUCUGGGAGAUUCAUAUUCUUUGAAAGAAGUGAUGCGGUGCGUUCACAUCGCUCUUCUUUGCGUUCAAGAUCAUCCUAAAGACAGACCCACGAUUUCACAAAUUGUUUAUAUGCUGAGCAACGAUCACGAUCUCAGGGUUCCAAUACCGCCUACAUUCACAAACGUUUUGAACUGCAAUCAUGGAUUACCACCGUCUGACUAUGUGUUCUCUAUUAACGAAGCUACGCAAUCAACAAUGGAAGGACGAUGAAUACCUGCUUAAGAGAUUGAAUCUGAUUCUACUUGAAAUUAUGUUAUUUUUCUCCUUAAAAGUUAUAUAUGUUACAAGACAAUUAGAUACAACACACAAAAAUUGUUACAUGUUCAAUGAGGCAACUCAGCUUCAACUUCG
Raphanus sativus (radish) is the source of this 2722-nucleotide messenger RNA. RefSeq names its product G-type lectin S-receptor-like serine/threonine-protein kinase At4g11900. NCBI's taxonomy places the organism in Eukaryota, Viridiplantae, Streptophyta, Magnoliopsida, Brassicales, Brassicaceae. The record is from RefSeq and is a predicted model, not a curated record. The coding region runs from base 44 to 2581 and encodes 845 amino acids. Gene Ontology annotation, molecular function: protein serine/threonine kinase activity; ATP binding. Gene Ontology annotation, biological process: protein phosphorylation; recognition of pollen. The transcript is spliced from 7 exons.